Prunus armeniaca (apricot) is the source of this 300-nucleotide messenger RNA. The record is from the annotation of a GenBank genome assembly. Lineage: Eukaryota; Viridiplantae; Streptophyta; Magnoliopsida; Rosales; Rosaceae.
AUGGAGAUGAGGCUUGUCGCCUGCGAGCGUAUGUCAGAGACACAACGCUCGAAAAAGACUCGAUUGUGUUUGUGCUUCGUGGAGCAGCUUGUCUGUAAUGGAGAUGAGGCUUGUCGUCUGCGAGCGUAUGUCAGGGACACAAUGCUUGAAAAAAAGACUCCAUUGAAUUGCUUCGUGAAGCAGCCUGUCUACAAUGGAGAUGAGGCUUGUCGCCUGCGAGCGUAUGUCAGGGACAAAAUGCUCGAAAAAGACUCCAUUGAGUUUGUGCUUCGUGGAGCAACUUGUCUGCAAUGGAGAUAA